Messenger RNA from Coregonus clupeaformis (lake whitefish), 2848 nucleotides. Its product is annotated as neurabin-1. Gene Ontology annotation, cellular component: cytoplasm; postsynaptic density; actin cytoskeleton. The coding region runs from base 181 to 2514 and encodes 777 amino acids. Gene Ontology annotation, molecular function: actin filament binding. Gene Ontology annotation, biological process: neuron projection development; actin filament organization; calcium-mediated signaling. The transcript has 18 exons. The record is from RefSeq and is a predicted model, not a curated record. Lineage: Eukaryota; Metazoa; Chordata; Actinopteri; Salmoniformes; Salmonidae.
GAAGAGAGGGAAGAGAGGGAGGAGAGGGAACAGAGGGAGUGCACCGAGAGAGGAGAUGAGAAGAAUGGAUCUGCUGUCGUCCUUGGGAUUGAGAAUGAGGCCUUCGUGAAAGACUGGGAACGAGAUUCAGAGUGUCAUGACGAUUUGGAAUGGCACAGAGAGGGCUGGGAGCAGCUCUCUAUGGAAUAUGAGGAGAUUCCCGGUCUUCCCCAUGAGGAUGAUGAUGAUUCUGCUAAGAGGAGGAAUAUCAAAUUCUCUACAGCACCAAUGAAGGUGUUCCUGACCUACUCAAAUGCAGACUAUGACAGGCGUAACGAUGACAUUGACCCUGUGUCUGCCUCUGCUGAGUAUGAGCUGGAGAAGAGAGUGGACAAGAUGGACGUCUUCCCUGUCCAGAUAAAGAAAGGAGAGGAGGGUCUGGGUAUCAGUAUAAUAGGGAUGGGGGUAGGGGCUGACCAGGGGCUGGAGAAGUUGGGGAUCUUCGUUAAGACCAUAACAGAGAACGGAGCUACACAACAGGACGGACGUAUUCAGGUGAAUGACCAGAUAGUGGAGGUGGAUGGGGUCAGUCUGGUUGGAGUCACACAGCUGUUUGCUGCCACCGUGCUGAAGAACACAAUUGGCACUGUCAGGUUUUUUAUUGGACGGGAGAAGCAGGGGGAGGAGAGUGAGGUGGCUCGUCUAAUCACUGAGAGUCUGGAGCAGGACAAGAGACCAUCCACAGUAAAGGUGUUAAAUGAUGGUGGUUUUGUGGCGCUGAGCUCAGUGGAUGAGACUGUAGAAGACCUCCCUACAGAUGAUGAAGAGGAAGAUAUCACCAGCUGCCUCAGAUACCAACAGCUCCAGUUAAAAGUCAGGACCAAAUCAGACGAACUCUGCCUAGCGUGGGAGAAGCUGAGGGUGUGUGAGGAGCAGCAGGCCUCGUGGGAGAGUCAUCAGGCUGAGCUGAAGGAGCGUGUCCAGGAUGGAGAGGAGAAGGCUGACAAACUAGAGAAGUACUGGCAGGAGGCCCAGGCUCUGUGCAGGAUUGUGAACCAGCGAUUGGCUGACACCCAGAGCCAAUUAGACAGCCUGGAGUUGAAAUACAGCAAGGCCAAGAGACUGCUGAGGGAAUUCCAACACAGGGAGAAGGAGAGCGAGGGGAGAGGGGAAGAGCUGAAGAGGGAGCUGGAGGAGCUGCAGAGGGAGAUGGAGGAGAGAGAGAAGAGACACGCAGAGACUGUGGAGAGACUCCAAAGACGGAUAGGUCAUCUGGAGCGAGGGGAGAUGGUCCCUGAGAGUAACAACCAAUCACUGGACACCUCAUUUACCUCAAGUGCAGACUGGAGCAUUGCGGUGCCUGUGACAGGUCUGUUAGACACCAGCGCUCACAGGGCCAGAGCACAGCUCGCCCAAAAAGCCAAGAGACACCCUCCCUCACGAGACAAACUCAGAGAGUCCUUCAGACAACAGGGUGAGGAAGACCAUAUUCAGAGCUGUGAUGGGAAGAGCCAAUCGCUGACUGCGAUCGCACCCCGAGAGACGGGACGAUCCGUCUCAGCAGGAGGUCACCGUGUCCACUCCAGCACCUCCUCUCUGUCUGCCCUCACCCCACAGUCCCAUCCCCCCUCCUCUCUCCUCACCCCCCAGCCAGGCCCGUCCCCCCCUAAUGAGGACAACUCAUCUACCACACGCAAAUCAAAGAGGAGAUUGCCUGACUUUAGCGGCCUCCGCAAGUCUCUGAGGAGAGGGAGGAAGAGUGAGGAGAAGAAGAACAAGGAAAGGUCCCUGCACCACAGGGGUUUAUGUGUUGACCUGGUAGAUGACCCCAGCAGUGGUGUGUCUCCCUCGGUCUCCUCCAUGCCCUCCUGGCUGCCCUUCUCCUGGUUCGGAGAGCGAGGGAGGGAGAGGGAGAAGAAGAAGAAGGAGAGAGAGAAGGAGAGAGAGAAGCUUAGGUCUGUCUCCAGCGGCAGUCUACCGUACAUGACCACCGGAAACAGUAGAGACUGCCAGAGAGUGAAUGUAGCAGACCCAGGUAGUCCCAGCUCUGCUCUCCUAUCAGAGAUGCUGUCAGAUCUGUCUCUCUCUGCACGCUCUCAAACUCUCACCUUCUCCUCCUCAGAGAACCUGGAUGAUGACUCAGUUUGUAACGAUUACCAAUGGCAAAGCCGACCCCUGGACCAAUGGACCAAUCAGCAGGUCUGUCUGUGGUUGAUUGGCAUGAGCAUGGACCAAUACGCAGCCCAGUUCACAGCCAAUGGUGUGGAUGGGCUGCAACUUCUCAGUCUGGACAACAACAAACUCAAGGCUCUGGGGGUGUGCAGUCAUAGUGACCGUGCUGCUCUGAAGGGAAGGCUGAAGGAGAUGAGGAAGACUCUGGAGAGGGAGAGAGAGGAGAAGGAAUGUGAGAAAAGGAGAAUGAAGGAGGUGAUAGAAAGAGAGAAGAGGAGCAAGGAGAUUGAAGGAAAGGAGGAGAAGGAGAGAAAGGAUGCCAGGCGUAGUGGUAAAAAGGUCCGAACCGAGUCCCUCUGCUAAAGUCUGGACCCUGACCUCUAACCCCUAAACCCAGAAAUGAUCUUCAAUCACAACUUUUUGUCUAAGUCCUACUACUAUUAGGCUCGUCUCAUGCAGUCCAGCCUUUAGACAAUCAGCUAUAGUCUCUCUCUCUAUUAUAAGCUCUCUACCAGCACAGAAAUGUCAGUCUUACUGUAAGUCUUCAAUGUGACUAGUGAAAUAUACUUUUUAUCUGUUUUGUAACUUUAUGUCAGACGUUUCUAUAUGAAUAUUGAACAGUUGAUGGCAAUGAAGCACUCAAUUAUUUUAAGCUGGGAAUAUUUUACAUGCAUUAAUAAAUAAUGUUUUAAACUUA